AUGUCUCAGGCAUUGUUUUUCGUGCUGUUGUUUGUCAUUUCAGUGAUUUGGUUUACCUUCACAAAUAGAAAUAGAAAAAGAAAACAUGCUUCUCUCCCACCCGGGAACAUGGGAUUGCCAUUCAUUGGUGAAACUCUGCCAUUUCUUCGGUCUUUAGUAAGCAACCAGCCUUGGGAGUUCUUCAGAGUUAGAGAAGCCAAGUAUGGAAAGGUGUACAAAACCCGGUUGUUUGGGAUGCCUGUUGUUGUUGUUUCCCCACCUGUCGGCACCAGGUUCAUGUUCGCUGACACCAACCAUACACUUAUCACCAAGUCAUGGCCUGUGCCGGUUAUAAAAUUGUUUCCCGAGAGUGCUUUUGUUCGCCCAGACGCAAGCGGCUCUCGCCAACUGAUAACUUCAUUCCUGGGUCCAGAAUGCAUGAAAAGGUAUGUAACUAGCACCAGCGUCAUUGUUCAGAAACACCUGGACUCCUGGCCUACUGGAGAGCUUGUCCGUGUAUAUCCACUGAUCAAGAGAUGCUUGUUCUCCAUCGUAUGCAACAUGUACCUCGGCUUAACAGACGAGAAAGAGGUAAUGGAACUCAUGGAACCGUUUGAGAAGGUGAUCCAUGGGAUAAUCAGUAUACCAGUCAAUCUUCCUGGAACAGCCUUCCACAGAGCAAAGUUGGGACAAAAGGAAAUAUGCAACAUACUUGAAAAACACAUAGCUAAGAGAAGAAUAAACUCACAGCUUUCACCAGCUCGUGAUCAAGAUCUCUUAUCAAUGCUGCUGUCCACCAGAUCGAAGGAGGGAACUGCAAUGACAGACAAUGAAAUCACGCACAACAUUUUGGGAUUGCUAGUCUCCGGGCACGAACUUAGUGCAAGCUCAAUAUCAAUGACUAUCAAGAGCCUUGUGGAGAACCAGACAGUCUACAAAGAAAUGAAAAGAGUUCAUUGCGAAAUAGGAUCGUUCAAACGUCCACGAGAACCACUGGAACCACUAGACUUGAAGCAAAUGAAGUACUCGUGGAGAGUCGUCCAAGAAAGUCUAAGGCUGAGACCCACUGCACCAGCUGUUGCCAGGAAAACACUUACUGACGUCGAACUCGAAGGAUACACCAUUCCCAAAGGAUGGCAGAUGUUUUCGGCAGUAUACAACAGUCAUACAACGCCAGAGUUCUUUCCGGAUCCUCUAAAGUUUGAUCCUUCAAGAUUUGAACGUGCUGGGCCCAAUCCAUAUACAUACUUUCCCUUUGGUGGAGGCCCUCGCAUUUGUGGGGGCAUUGAACAGGUGAAAAUGCACAGCUUGGUGAUUCUUCAUCAUAUUACCACUCGCUUCGACUGGACCCUUAUGGAACCUGAUGAACCAAUCAAAAUAUCUCCGGUUGCUGUCCCAGCUCAUGGUCUCCCUUUAGAAUUACGUCUAGUUUAGAAGCUGGACCAUAUCGGCCAAGUCCCAUAUACGUUAAUAAACUCGGUCCUUGGACUGCUGGUGGAGACUGGACAAAAUCUUUGUGUGGAACUAUAUAUGUAUUUCUGUGGUAUGAGCUUGUAUCUUAAUAAGAUUCAAUAAGAUGUUACUUGCGAUAA
Messenger RNA from Selaginella moellendorffii, 1571 nucleotides. Its product is annotated as cytochrome P450 716B2. The record is from RefSeq and is a predicted model, not a curated record. Gene Ontology annotation, biological process: sterol metabolic process. Gene Ontology annotation, molecular function: iron ion binding; monooxygenase activity; oxidoreductase activity, acting on paired donors, with incorporation or reduction of molecular oxygen. The transcript is spliced from 3 exons. Lineage: Eukaryota; Viridiplantae; Streptophyta; Lycopodiopsida; Selaginellales; Selaginellaceae. The coding region runs from base 1 to 1413 and encodes 470 amino acids.